Erpetoichthys calabaricus (reedfish) is the source of this 4531-nucleotide messenger RNA. RefSeq names its product Scm polycomb group protein like 2 (gene scml2). The transcript is spliced from 15 exons. Gene Ontology annotation, molecular function: protein binding. The record is from RefSeq and is a predicted model, not a curated record. Gene Ontology annotation, cellular component: nucleus. The coding region runs from base 190 to 2424 and encodes 744 amino acids. Gene Ontology annotation, biological process: regulation of DNA-templated transcription. Lineage: Eukaryota; Metazoa; Chordata; Cladistia; Polypteriformes; Polypteridae.
GACUCGCUGAAAGGAGAGGCUUGGCUCAUGGACAUGCGCACAGCACAGUGGAACAUGGCGGCCUGCUGCUGCAUCAGUACUCGAGUGAGCUAGCGAAACCAAGUAGGCUAGCAGCAUUGGUCUCUGUUUGUACUAAGACAUUAAAGUGGUGGCUCCUGGAAAAGGAGAGAAUAGAACCAAGCAGUCACUAUGGGAAGACCAUCAGCAAAAGACCAGAAAGAUGCCAAAAAGGAAAAAACAGGAAAAAAUUAUGCUUCUAGUCUGUCCCCAAAUAAAGUUUCAGAAAGCUUCAAUUGGGAUAAAUAUUUAAAGGAAACCGGAGCAGUUGCUGCCCCUUCUCACUGUUUUAAACAGUCUAGGAACCCACCUAGCAAUGAUUUUAAAUUAGGCAUGAAGCUAGAGGCACAUGACCCACGCAACUUUACCUCUGUCUGUAUUGCAACCGUCAUGGGAGUAACAGGUGCCAGGCUUCGGCUCAGACUUGAUGGCAGCGACAACAAGAAUGAUUUCUGGAGACUGGUGGACUCAUCUGACAUCCAACCAAUAGGAACUUGUGAGAGAAAUGGUGGAAUGUUACAGCCGCCUCUAGGAUUUCGGAUGAAUGCAUCUUCAUGGCCAAUGUUUCUUCUGAGGACACUAAGUGGAGCAGAAAUGGCUCCUUCAAGUGCUUUUAAAAAGGAACCUCCUAAACCCUCACAUAACAAUUUUAAGACUGGAGUGAAGUUGGAGGCCGUGGAUCGAAAAAAUCCCUAUUUAAUAUGUCCAGCUACAAUUGGUGAAGUUAAAGGCGAUGAAAUCUUUGUCAUGUUUGAUGGCUGGAGAGGUGCAUUUGACUAUUGGUGCAAAUACGAUUCCCGAGACAUUUUCCCUGUAGGAUGGUGCUCUUUGACCAAACACUGUCUGCAACCGCCUGGAAACAGUGUAAAUAAUCCAAAGACUGCCUCAGCGCCUGUUUCUUCCCCUUUGAAGACCACCAGGCGUUCCAUGCAGUCACUGCAAAAACCUGUUACCCUUCCACCUGCCCUCCCGGUCAGGAAAGGGGUUCGGGGACGACGACCCAAAAGCCAAACUGCUGCCUUAAUAAAGGCAAGUGCAGCAGUGCAAAGAAACUCUUCUGUUCAGAGUUCUUCUGUCAAAACUACCUCAAAUAUAGAGAAGACUAUACCGAAAAAGAAAGGUCCAAAACCUGGCAGCAAGAGGAAACCUAGGAUAGUUCACAAUCCAGUCUCUGCUGCUGUUCCAACUGCAUCUUUGGAGGCAAAGUUAAACAGUACUCAGUUACCAAAGGAAAACUCUAAUCAUCCCAGCUUGAAUACAGUCAUGUCAACAGUGUGUGUCUAUGUAAAUAAGCAUGGAAACUGUGGACCUCACCUGGAUAGGAAAUGUGUUCAACAACUUCCUGAUCAUUUUGGGCCAGGCCCAGUUAAUGUAGUACUACAGCAAGCAGUUCAAGCAUGCGUAGACUGUGCCUACCAACACAAAAUUGUGUUCAACCUUCUCAAGGCAGGACCCCAUGGUGGUGAAGUUAUUACAGCCAUUUUUGAUGGAGGAAAGCAUUUGGUGCAGCUGCCGUCAGUGACUAGUGCGUCAUAUGUUCUGCGCUUUCUGGAGAAGCUGUGUCACAGUUUGCAGUGUGAGAACCUUUUUAGCAGCCAGCCAUUUAGCCCUUAUUUAGGGGGAAGUCAGAGCCAUGCAGAGUUUGAAAGGAGUAAAUCAGUAAAAGAGGAAGCAAAUGAACCUUCAGCAAUAAACAGAGGUGUAAAACGAUUCCCUAAAGAUUCCCCUCCAUAUACUGCACCUCUGUCACCCAAGCUACCAAGAGCUGAAGUUCACCCUUCAGAAGCAGAGACAUUGCCUCUUGAAGAAAAUGGCCUCCCUAAAGAACACAGAUUUCCUGAAGAUUCAAUGGAUUCAGCCUCAAACUCAAUGAGUCCACGAUCACCUUCUUUAAGGAGCCCCAUUGAUUACAGAAAUGCUGCUAGUUCUCCAUUCUAUAGAAGUUCCCAUAUGCCAGUUGGGGCGGCAGCGAGUUCUGCCAUUAGCCAGCCAUUGAGGCGUAUCUCCUCAUCCCCGAGUACAGCAGGGAGUGCAAGUUAUCAUGAGGUUAAUAACCGCUUGCAGAGAAGAGUGGAAGCUGCAAGUUCCACAACAGGACCCGAUGUACAUUUGGCAGACAGAGAGACGUCCAGGAUGUCUAGUAAAAACCCAUCAUCUUGGUCCAUUGAAGAAGUAAUGCAGUUUGUGAGAGAUGCAGAUCCCCAGUCCCUAGGACCCCAUGCAGAGCUCUUUAAAAAACAUGAAAUUGACGGCAAAGCACUGAUGCUGCUUAGAAGUGACAUGAUAAUGAAGUACAUGGGACUGAAGCUGGGCCCAGCCCUCAAACUCUGUUAUCACAUUGAAAGACUAAAGCAAGGCAAGUACUAAGCACAAGGAGUACUCUUGCCCAGUCAUGAUGAGCCUGCACCAUUAUUUUCUUUGUACUAAAUGAGAGGAUCUCCAGAAGUCCGGGAGGAUUAUUCCAUUUUAAUUAACAGAAAAAAAGACUUUUUGGUACUGAGUGCUUUGCACUUUCUUGUAUUGCAUAGUCUUUGUAGGCUGCGUUUUAUAGUAGACCACAGUACCUCUCUUUGAAGGAAUGUUAUUUUUACUACUCAAAAAGAUGUAUUUCCAUAUAAACAAUACCAACUCAGCUGAAUUCCAAAGGAUUUACUUAUUUUGUUUACGGUGCAUAAACAACAUUAAUACUUUAUAAGAAGUUUCAGGCUAAUACAGUAAUUUCGAUUUUCACCUUGUUGGUGGAAUGAAACAGUUCAUCCAUUAACAAGUUUAUACAAUAUUAUUAACUAAAAUGAAUUGUUUUUAACAUACUUUUUGACAUUAGCUGGAGUUCUUUUUUAUGUCAAAUCAUACAAUGUAAAAUAACCUAAAAACUCUUUUAUUGUUAAUUGUUUUUAUACAUCUGUUGUCUACAAAAAAAAGAUAUAUAAUUGAAAGAAUGUUUUUGUUGUAAUAUAAUUGUAUGUUUUAAUCUGAAAUUUUCAGCAGCAUGCUGAAAUGAAAUAAAGAUUUAUGCUUAGACAUCAUGUGCAAAGUAAUACAAAGCAGGUUGGCAUGAUGAUCACGUAUUUUCUAAAACAAACAAAGAACAUCUGGCUGUUUAUAGCAAGUUAUCAUAACUCCAUUUCACUAUGGUGAUUUAAAAAAAAAAGUUUCAGAGCCUCGCUAGUAAAAGAAGGAGCAGAAAUUGAAGCUCAGCUCUCAAUGCACUUUUAUUUCUUUUCCAGCAUCUAAGUCUCUUUGUAAAUGUGAAUUAUUUUACAAAUUAAAUUGUUCUACUUAUUUAUCUAGGCAUGAAUAGAUUUUGUUGACAAAUUAUUAGCUAUGCCAUGAAAACACCACCAAAUAUAAAACGAUAAAUAAAUAAAAUUGCCAUAUUGAGAGUUGAGCACUAAGAAAGAGCGCUCUUUUUCUGGCUUGGCAAAUAAAGCCCACUGCCGUGAAGUGGAGUUGCACAGGUUUAUAACCUUUUUCAACUUAAUUUCUUACUUGAUGGUUCCUAAACACCUUAAAUUGGGUCAUUUCACACUUCUUACCUGACACUUUGUUGCUGGUAAAUAUGCUGUUAUCAUGCUGACCUGUCUUUUCUACCUGGGGAUUAGGCAUUUUUAUCUUGCCACAUUUUUAACUUGUAUAGUAGCGUGAUAAUCAUUUGGCUUUUAUACAGUUUACAUUUCAGUACCAUUAAAUAGUCAUAGUUUUGGUGUUUUGUUUUUAAUGUUUUUUUGGGUUUGUCCUUUGGUUUAACAUUAUGCUUCAGGGACAAGAAUGUACAUUUUGUAGAAAAUAAAUAUUUUAAGCUAAAUGUAUAAAAUAUAUUAAAUAUUGUUCCAUGUUACUGGAGCACAGCUUUAGAAAGAGCUGUAGUGUUUAUUACUCCUUUUUAUACUAAAUAAGACAUCAGAAUGCAUUCAUUUUAAAGGAGAAUACUAUUCCUUAAAACUACUUGACUGAAAAUUGCCUUGUUUAAUGUUAUUGUUACUAUUUCUCAGGUUUCAGCACACUUCGCUUAAAAUGUCAAGCCUUUUCUUCCUAAUGCCUAUGCUUUUUUUACGCUGUUGUGCUUGCUGUGAGACUUUCUGAUUUCAGCAACUUUUGUUUGCUUUCCAAUCCCCUUAUAUGGUCCUUUUGUUUAUUGUGCCAUACAAAGAAUUGCAUAUCAUCAUGUUUUAUAUGCAGUAAUCACAUGAACUGGUCCUAUAAGAAUUGCUCUAUAUUAAGUCUAGUAAGCAUCCACUGUUAUCUAUGAUUUGUUCAGACAGGUAAUGUAUAGUGUCUUUUUAGAUCUUGUAUUUUUAUAAGGAUAUUUGAAUAGUGAGAAGGUGUAGAAGUUCCUUUUUUUGAUUAUGGGAGAGUUCUGUUGAAGUAUUCAUAAUAAUAAAAUGUGACACUGCUUUUUCUAUGUUAAAAAGGGACCACUGCAAUUGUUACUGUAAAUAGAAUUAUACAGUAAAUGGAUACUCUGCUCAGGAAA